AUGGCCUCGACCGCUCCCGCCGUCACAAAAGUCGACGCCGCCCCUCCCUUGCUCAUCAAGAAGCUGAGCGAGAAGGCGAAGCUGCCGACCAGAGGAAGCGCGUUUGCGGCGGGGUACGAUAUCUAUGCUGCGAAGGAUACGGUGGUUCCUGCGCGGGGAAAGGUGCUGGUUGAUACGGAUAUUAGUAUGGCGGUGCCAGACGGGACGUAUGGACGUAUUGCCCCUCGUUCCGGUUUAGCAUCUAAGCACAUGAUCGAUACGGGUGCUGGAGUCAUUGAUGCCGAUUACCGUGGCCAGGUCAAGGUAUUGCUGUUCAAUCAUGGAGAGAAGGACUUUGAGGUUAAGGAGGGAGACCGUGUUGCUCAAUUGGUAUUGGAGAGGAUUUAUACGCCGGAGGUGAUGGAGGUUAAGGAGUUGGAGGAGAGUGUUCGAGGUGCUGGUGGCUUUGGAAGUACUGGAUAG
Molecule: messenger RNA, 462 nt
Organism: Hyaloscypha bicolor E
Lineage: Eukaryota; Fungi; Ascomycota; Leotiomycetes; Helotiales; Hyaloscyphaceae
Product: putative Deoxyuridine 5'-triphosphate nucleotidohydrolase
Exons: 2
Coding region: 1-462 (153 amino acids)
Biological process (GO): dUMP biosynthetic process; dUTP catabolic process
Molecular function (GO): magnesium ion binding; dUTP diphosphatase activity
Source: RefSeq, a predicted model, not a curated record